AUGUCCAAGAUUCUCGCGGUAUUUGGCUCAACUGGCCAGCAAGGAAGUUCGAUCAUCAAAAACGUCUUGUGCGACCCAGAAUUGUCUCAGCUAUACAGCAUCCGAGCAAUCACUCGAGAUCCAGCGUCACAAAAAGCCAAGCAGCUGCAGGAGCAAGUCCAAGUCCAAGUCGUCCAAGGAGACGGGAACGAUCGAGCGUCUCUCCAGGAAGCUCUCAGUGGCGCUCACACAAUAUUUGCAAUUACGGUUCCAUCUGUGGGCCCAGAAGCGGUCGAAGCUGAAUUUAACGCCGCCAAGAACAUAGCCGAUGUUGCUGUAUCGAACGGGGUCGAAUACUUCAUUUGGUCUACGUUGCCGUCUGUUGCUGAGAUCUCCAAGGGCAAAUACGCAAAGGUGACCCCCUUCGACGCCAAAGCUAAGGCCGAGAAGUACAUUCGCGGUCUGCCGAUCAAAAGUGCCUUCGUGUCUCUCGGCUUCUUCAUGGAAAACUUCCAGUCGCAACCCUUCUUGACGGCACAAAGAGACAGCGAUAAAUCUUGGGUCAUGUCCCGUCCCCAUGCAGCAAAUACUUCAUAUCCGUUGAUUGCUGCAGUCGAAGAUAUUGGCAAAUUCGUCGGCGCAAUAUUGGCCGAACCAGCAAAGUAUGAGGGCCAGCGCUUGUGUGCUGCAGAGGCCCUCUACAGCGUUGAAGAUAUCGCAAAGCAAUUGUCGAUGUCCGCAGGUCAGAAGAUAGUCUUCAAAGAAGUAUCGGCAGAAGAGUUUGGUCGGAAAGUUGCGUUCAUAGUGGAUUUCUUCGUUGGUGCAUAUUGUUUUGCGGCCGAAUAUGGCUAUUUCGGCCCUGACACCGAGGAUCAAGUCGCAUGGGCUGCAAAGAAUGCUCGAGGCAAGCUAUUAACAUUAGAGGAGUUCUUGAAGGCAAAUCCUCUGACGCUAGCGGAGAUGAACUGCCUCUUGCCGCCAAUGUGGCUGAGGUAG
Pseudocercospora fijiensis CIRAD86 is the source of this 975-nucleotide messenger RNA. RefSeq lists its product as uncharacterized. Lineage: Eukaryota; Fungi; Ascomycota; Dothideomycetes; Mycosphaerellales; Mycosphaerellaceae. The transcript has a single exon. Bases 1 to 975 code for a protein of 324 amino acids. The record is from RefSeq and is a predicted model, not a curated record.